Molecule: messenger RNA, 1160 nt
Organism: Hyalella azteca
Lineage: Eukaryota; Metazoa; Arthropoda; Malacostraca; Amphipoda; Hyalellidae
Exons: 7
Coding region: 68-565 (165 amino acids)
Source: RefSeq, a predicted model, not a curated record
AGAAAAGAACAGAUUUAGGCAAGGCCAAGAGUUUUAUUAGACAUUUUGUUCUUAAUUUUGAGGCAAGAUGCUACUAUUGUGGUUCUUCCUCAUUCUCGAGACGGCAUGCAGCACAACUGUACCUACAUCAAAGAUUCUGAUACGGCAUCCCGCGUAUGGUUCGUGUCUCAGGACUGCCGUAGGAGUUCAGUUCAGAUCCUACAGGACGGGUGGUGUGAAGUUCCUGCGAAAAGUUGUGAGCAAGACUGACUUCGAGUGCAUGGCUUCCGUUGCUGUCAAAUUCGGCACCACAGAUUUCUCUGAGUGUAGCAAGCUUGCAGCUUCUUCAGGCUGGAAUUCGUUUUUCUUCGACGACCAGAGCGAGUGUUGGGCCUCGUAUUUUUCGUUGGCAGAGGCUACGGAAGUUUGUACAGGAGAAGGCGUCGUAGUUUACUUCUCUAGCGUCAAGCUCUCGCACUUCACCGUGCCUUCACCUACCAUUACGGAGUUCAGCGUCACCGACUCCAUCCUAGGUAAAUCCUUCACCGUCAACUUCAGAGGUCCCUGUUCAGCAUACAUCAAGUAGACUCACGUAUGAAAGUACAGAUUUAGGACUUGUCUCUCCCGGUGACGUCAUUGAGUACAAUGUACCACCCUGUACACUCAUGAACUUCACCCUGACGCCCUCUUAUGAGGAGAUCCGAGGGGAACCCAUGACCGUGAGCUACACCUCGCCUAAUGCACUGAAGUUGAACAAUGCCACGGUUCUCUCGGUGACCGUGACGAACGGACUUGAGAUCCGCGUUGACAUGACGGACCCUUGCAACUUGGUUAGCGGCUUCGACGUGCAGACGUACGGCUCCUCUACAACGUCCAACAUCUUCCCCGCGUCUCCGCUCGAUUUCUUCGUCAAUUGUUCACAAGCCAACGACUUCAGCUCGUUCAAAAUUACUCUUUUGACCACCGUCCCUUACUCUCCGGUGCAAACCAUGACCAUAUCUAAUAUCAAUACGACAGCAGCGGAUGGCAUGACCAUCCUCCCGAACCCGGAGUCCGGAAAAUGUUGCAAGUUCAUCGACUCUCUCGUCUUGGUGGACGUGGCGAGGACCGCGUGCAGCGAUGUCGGCUUGCACUUAAUCGACUAUAGGUCAAAUUUACUGCUCUAUAAGGAUCUCAAGUUG